This is a messenger RNA of Bombus pascuorum, 3956 nucleotides long. RefSeq names its product protein claret segregational-like. NCBI's taxonomy places the organism in Eukaryota, Metazoa, Arthropoda, Insecta, Hymenoptera, Apidae. Gene Ontology annotation, molecular function: ATP binding; microtubule motor activity; microtubule binding. Gene Ontology annotation, biological process: microtubule-based movement. The transcript has 6 exons. The coding region runs from base 1795 to 3789 and encodes 664 amino acids. The record is from RefSeq and is a predicted model, not a curated record.
AGAAUGCUAUGGAAUGAAGUAAAGCGUUAUUCCUUUCUUUCUGUAUUAGUAUCACGAUUAUUCUGAUUUUGUGUAUACGAAUAUAAUAAAUUAGGUAAUAUAAUUUAAAAGUAAACAAAUAAUUGAUAAAUGUGUAACCUCGAGUGACUUAAUUGUGUUCUUUUGCACAACGAGAUUUGUUUGCCAGAUACUUGUUUAUAUCGCUCGUUAUAUUUUCAAUUUUAUGUGACACACUAUUGAAGUAACUAUGUUUGUUUUAUUGUUUUGAAUAUAAUGUGAUUUGGGACACCAUGAACAGUAAAAGGGGGCUUGUCUAAUAAUGGAUAUUGUAGUUUAAAUAAUAGAAAUAUUGAUCUUGCGUAUAUGGACAUUCGUUAAAUGUUCUGAAGUAUAUGUACUUUCUUUUUGUUAUUGUAUUAAUCCAAAUAGAUGGAAUCAUGCUUGCCAAAAACAAAAAUUAAUUUAUCAAAAGUAACUAGCAGCACAGUAAAUAUUGCUAUGAAAAGAACAAUCAAAAAAUUAUAUGAAAUAAUAUGUCUCUUGCACGUUCUAAUGCUGUUCCUCAAAAACUGAUGAAGGCCAAAAUACAACUGAUAAAACACAUAUAUAAAAACUUUGGCAAAAUAUAGUAAACUUCAAGAACAAGUGAACACAUUAAAGGCAAAUAAAAAUAUACAUAAACUAAAAGCAGAAGGAUAUGAAAAUCUGAAUAAAACAUUAGUAAAUCAAUGCGGAGAAUUAAAAGCAGAAAUGAAUAAAUUGCAAGAAGAAAAAGAGAACUUGACAAAAUGUUUGAAAGAAUCAGAGGAGUCAUGUAAAAGCAUUUCAAAUAUUUUAGUAGAAUUUAAGGAAAAAUGCUCGUCUCAAGAGUCAUUACUGUCACACCAUGAAUUUAUAAUAAAGGAUCUAAAAGCUAGUUUAGAAGUUGAAAGAGAGAUGAAUAAAGAAUUAAAUGCAACUAAAAAUGAGUUACAAACAUUGGUUCAUACCAUGGACAAAGAUCGUAGAGUCCUCCAUAAUGCAAUACAAGAAAUGAAAGGAAAUAUCAGGGUAUUUUGCAGAGUCCGACCUAGAACUCCAAGUGAACUUGGAAAAGCGAUGUGUAAUAUCAACUUUGUAGAUGAAUGCACUAUCGAAGUAGGAAAAUUUGAUGGGUCUGAUUCAGUUAGUUGCAGUGGAAAAUCAAAGGAAACCAGACAAGAAUUUUCUUUCGAUGAAAUGUUCAAUUGUUAACCUGGAAAAUAUUUUUAUAGAGUUAGCUCUGUUAGAUCAGUCCACUUAGACGAAUAUAAUGUCUGUGUAGCUGACUCAUUUAUUAAUAGUGUCUUUAGCUGGCACUUCAAAGACAUUGAUGUUACUGAAUGUAUCUCCUUUAGAUGAAUAUUAUAAGGAAACAUUGAAUUUAUUGAGAUUUGCUAGCAAUGUACACAAUUGCUAAUCUCAGAAUGGAAAAAGAACGUAACUAAUGUUAUUAUCCUAUGAGUAUGACUACAAAACACUAUACAAAGUUCCAACAAAUAGUAUCUUGAUUAGAUUUGAUAAUAUCUAUGUCAUACCUCUAUGUCAUAAGUUUAUAAAUGUGUAACAUAAAAAUUUAAACUAUUACAGGAUUCUUUUAUAUUACAUGAUAAAAAUGAAAUUUUGUUUAAAAAAAAUUCGCUUUCUUGCAGAUUUAUGUUGCAUACUUAAGCAUCAAAGUCCUUGGUGAUAAUAAAAGUGAUAGCUAAUGUUUGGAAAUCUAUGUUACCUGCAAAAAGAUGAUAAUAGGAUUGAUUUUGUUAAAUGAAUUAAAAAAUGGAAUCACGCUUGCCAAAGCCAAAAGUUAAUUUAUCAAAAGUAAUUAACAGCACAGUAAACAUUGCUACAGAAACAGACAAACAAAAAAUGGUAAAAAGCCAAAAUGAUCUGUCCCAUGCAAGUUCUAGUGCUGUUCCUGAAAGACUGACAAAAGCCAAAAGUACAGUAAAUAUAGCAAAAUGUUCAAAUGAAAAUAAACCUCCUAUUAAACAAACUUUUACUAGAUCGAAGACUAUGUCUUCCAUUACUACCAGAGCUGUGAAAAGACCAGCUGUUGCAGCCAUUGCACAUAGUGAGACCAAGAGACAAUUUGCUAAGCCUCCUACUAAAAUAAGCACACAGCAAGUUAGUAGUACAUUAAGAAAUAAUACUACCAAUAAGUCUAGUCAGAAUAUCAUAGCCCAGAAGGUACAAUGCAACAGUAAUGCAGCUAAACCUUCCAAAUGGGACUUAAAGGGUCGAUUAGCUCACACAAGUAAUGAGUUAUCUAAUAUACGACAGAAAUAUACAGAAACUUCAGCAAAAUAUAAUGAACUUCAAGAACAAAUGAACACAUUAAAGGCAAAUGAAAAUGUACAUAAACUAAAAGCAGAAGAAUAUGAAAAUUUGAAUAAGACAUUAGUAAAUGAAUGCAAGGAAUUAAAAGCAGAAAUGAAUAAAUUGCAAGAAGAAAAAGAGAAUUUGACAAAAUGUUUGAAAGAAUCAGAGGAGUCAUGUAAAAGCAUUUCAAAUAUUUUAGUAGAAUUUAAGGAAAAAUGCUCGUCUCAAGAGUCAUUACUGUCACACCAUGAAUUUAUAAUAAAGGAUCUAAAAGCUAGUUUAGAAGUUGAAAGAGAGAUGAAUAAAGAAUUAAAUGCAACUAAAAAUGAGUUACAAACAUUGGUUCAUACCAUGGACAAAGAUCGUAGAGUCCUCCAUAAUGCAAUACAAGAAAUGAAAGGAAAUAUCAGGGUAUUUUGCAGAGUCCGACCUAGAACUCCAAGUGAACUUGGAAAAGCGAUGUGUAAUAUCAACUUUGUAGAUGAAUGCACUAUCGAAGUAGGAAAAUUUGAUGGGUCUGAUUCAGUUAGUUGUAGCGGAAGACCGAGAGGAACCAGGCAAGAGUUCUCUUUCGAUAAAGUCUUCCCACCAACUGCUAGCCAGGAAAAUAUUUUUGAAGAAUUAGCCCUGUUAGUUGAGUCUGCUUUAGAGGGAUAUAAUGUUUGUGUAUUUGCAUAUGGCCAGACUGGUUCUGGUAAAACAUAUACUAUGGAAGGUUUACCGGGUAUUGAAAUGGAAGGCAUGAUACCUAGAACGGUACGACAUAUAUUUCAAAAAAUGAAAGAAUUUCAAUUACUUGGUUGGGAAUAUCGGAUAGAAGCUAGUUUCCUUGAGAUUUACAAUGAGCAUAUUGUUGACUUGCUUGAUUCUCAAGCUAAGACACAUGAAAUCAAAAUGGCUGAUAGUAAGGGACACAAUUUGUAUGUCAGUAAUUUGAAAAUACAGGAAAUUAAUAGCCCUGAAGAAUUGCACGAGUGCCUUUUGACAGCGCAAUGUAAUAGAGCAGUUGCGGCUACUCAAUCGAAUGAACGGUCGUCUAGGUCACAUUCAGUAACAAGAAUAAGGCUUGUAGGAACACAUCAGUUAAAAGAGGAGAUUUCAGUAGGAAACUUAAAUUUAGUUGACUUAGCGGGAUCUGAAAGAUUGAAAGGAGAAGAAUCUGUACGACUGGCAGAAACGAAAAACAUUAAUAAAUCGUUAGCAAACUUGGGCAACGUUAUCUUGGCCCUUUUGAAAAAACAAGAACAUAUUCCAUACAGAAACUCAAAGCUCACUCAUUUAUUAAUGCCGUCUUUAGGUGGCAAUUCAAAGACUUUGAUGUUACUGAACGUAUCUCCUUUAGACGAAUGUUAUAACGAAACAUUGAAUUCAUUGAGAUUUGCUAGCAGUGUAAACAGUUGCAAACCCGGUAAUGCAAAAAGAACACGACUAGUGCUACAAAACUCCGCAUGAAGUACCAAAUAGUAUUUUUAUUACACUUAAAGAUUUUAGUGUUUUUAAGCAUUAUUUAGACUAUUUUAUAUAAUAGACGCACAUCCUCUUUUGUGUCAUUUUAUUUUUUUCUUUUAUAAAUCGCAACAAAAACUGUAAAUAGUUCAGUAUAAAAUAUAUUACCAUAA